AUGCCGCAGUUCAUUCGCCAAAUUGUAGAGGAAAAUCGGUGCUGCAAUAAUUUGGGCUUCUUUAAGGUUUUUGUGUGGGGCUUCUUCAUCAUCAAUUGUGCCUUCGGAAUCUAUGCGAUUAUCGAUCUUUUCGACAAUGGCGGUCUUUUGGCAUGGAUUAACGUGUUUGGUCUUCUGAUUGUGACGGCUUUUAUUUUUGGCUCACUCCUCGACAACAGAAGCUUUGGAAAGGGUUUUCUCUGGAUGGGCCCGAUUUACUAUUCUUUCGUAAUUGGCCUGCUCAUCACAGCAGCUAUCUGUUGCUCCAAAAGUGAAUGUUGCGAUAGCAUCCCAAACGGUUUUGAAAGUCUCGUCAAGGGUGUCAACGUUAUUCUUGUGUUAGUCUAUUUUGCGCUCGAGUAUUUCGUGAUGGUCAUUUACAUUCGCUUGAUGAAGAGCGGCGAUUACACCACGGUCAAGUGUUUUGCU
Molecule: messenger RNA, 468 nt
Organism: Mesorhabditis belari
Lineage: Eukaryota; Metazoa; Nematoda; Chromadorea; Rhabditida; Rhabditidae
Source: the annotation of a GenBank genome assembly